Messenger RNA from Verticillium alfalfae VaMs.102, 300 nucleotides. RefSeq names its product proteasome component PUP1. The coding region runs from base 1 to 300 and encodes 99 amino acids. The transcript has 2 exons. The record is from RefSeq and is a predicted model, not a curated record. Lineage: Eukaryota; Fungi; Ascomycota; Sordariomycetes; Glomerellales; Plectosphaerellaceae. Gene Ontology annotation, cellular component: proteasome core complex.
AUGGGCUCCGGCUCCCUUGCCGCAAUGUCCGUCUUCGAGACGCAGUGGAAGGCCAAUCUCACCCGCGACGAGGCUGUCAAGCUCGCCAGUGACGCCAUCUUCGCCGGUAUCUUCAACGAUCUCGGCUCCGGCAGCAACGUUGACGUGGCCAUCAUCACCCAGGACAAGACAGAGCUGAAGCGCGGCUUCGCAACGACCGCUGUGUUCAACGAGAAAAUCAUCAAGAAAAACGAGAUCGGCCGCUACGUCAGCGUCACCGAGGUGACAUCCACCGGCGAGGCUAUGGAGGUCGAUUCUUAG